Messenger RNA from Ipomoea triloba (trilobed morning glory), 1226 nucleotides. RefSeq lists its product as uncharacterized. The transcript is spliced from 3 exons. The record is from RefSeq and is a predicted model, not a curated record. Bases 4 to 960 code for a protein of 318 amino acids. NCBI's taxonomy places the organism in Eukaryota, Viridiplantae, Streptophyta, Magnoliopsida, Solanales, Convolvulaceae.
GCAAUGAACCAAAUUCAAAGACUUUGUUUCACUAUUCUCAGAAAGCCCCUAAUAAACCCCGCCUCCUCCCCUACAGUUCUCCGCCGAUUCUCCGGCAAAACCGGUGAGGACGAGUGGAACGACGCGUGGGAAACCGCUUGGCUCCCGGAAGACCUCUCCGGCAAGAACCGAGCUCCGUGGGAGACCGACGUCAACUUCUCACUCCCCGAUGACACCUCCUCCAACGUCUCCAAUGAUAAUUCCCCCCAGAAUCUUCUCCCUCCGGAUGCCGACACCGAAACCAGGGCGUUCGUGGAGGAUAUGAACGACAAUUGGGAUCAGAGGAAGGGCAAAACUCCGAAACAGGAUUCAAGUACUGAUUCUGCGGCUAAGAGAAGUGAAAAUGAGAGCUCACUUUAUAGUUUGGAGAAUGUUAGGAGGGAUUACAGGAUUCAGAAACAAAGAGUCCAUGCGAAUCUGUGGGCGAAGGAGAUUGAGAAGAUGGAGGAAGCCAAGCUUGGAGAUGGGAACAAUGCUGACGAUAUCGAAAAAUUGCUUGAUAGCGCCUCUGAGAUUUUUGACUCUGCCAAUGAUGAGUUGAACAAUUUGCAUAUUUCUAGUUCUGAGAUUAAAAAUAAGCCUGAUGGCUGGGAAACAACAUCAAAAACCCUAGAGGGGAAUAUCUGGGAGAUGUCACAGAGAGAAGAAGAUCUUUUGCUUCAAGAGUUUGAGCGCCGGAUUGCAUUCAACAAGUUCCAGAUAGCAAGUUUUAUAAAGACACACAUAUUUAGUCGUAGGAGGCCAAUUGAUGGGUGGAAGUACAUGAUAGAGGAGAUUGGACCAAAUGCAAGGAAAGGGAAAGGGAAAGGUAGCGUUUCCAGGUUACCCACUAUAGCAGAUGCAUCAACUCAACCGUUUCGAGAGGAGACAACAACGCAAAAUGCUGAGCCAAGUCCCCUUUAUCAAAGGGCUAGGAGAUAGUUCUUUUAUCAGAGAAGAUUGUUCCUUACAGAUUCCCAGGUAUUUGCAGAGAGACAAGCUGCCUAAGUGCCUUCUCUGGGGUUUUGGGGUUUGACUUUAUUAUUUCUUAGAUCUUAAGCCUGCAAUGUCGCGUAACAUUUUCUUAGUGUGAAUAAAGAAGUAUUUCAUAGUUUUGGGGUCUGAAUAGAUUCUGAGAUUCAUUUCUCUUCUAACAAUGCAAAUUCUCUCGACAGAUAAUUUACUUUAUGAACUUCAUGCUUGUUUAA